CGCCACCAGCCCGUCGGGCUCUCCGGCCGCCUCCCUCCGGCGCGCUCCCCUUUCUUCUCCCGGCUCGCCUCCGCCCCGCCUGCUCCCACUCGCAGCAGCAGUGACCCAAUGAAGCUAUUUUGAAAGUGACCCCCGCAGCAGCUCAGCCCAGCCGGCAGCAGCUGUCGGAAAUCAUGACUGAAGAUGACGGAUUCCGCGGUGGUGGUGGAGGGCCCGCUCAAGUGGAGAGACGGCAAAAAGUGGAAGAACCGAUGGGCGGUGCUGCGCAAACCUUCGCCGGUGGCGGGCUUCCAUCUUUCAGAUUGCUUGCUUAUGCUUAUAUACAAGGAAAGAUCUGAACGACUAAAGGGCCUGAAGGAGAGGAACAGCGUGACUUUGGAAGACAUCUGUGGCCUGGAUCCUGGGCUUUGUUAUGAGGGUCUGAAUCACACUCUUGCCAUCAUCUGUUUGAGUCAAGUUGUUAUGCUGGGCUUUGAAAACAAGGAAACCAUGCAUGCCUGGGAUCUGCGCAUUCGCUACAGUUUAGGUGAAGUUCACAGGUUUCAUGUUGUGGUAGCACCUGGAACUAAACUGGAGAGUGGUCCAGCAACUCUCCACUUUUGCAAUGAUAUCCUAGUACUAGCCAAAGACAUCCCACCCUCUAUCAUGGGACAAUGGAAACUCUCAGAUCUGCGACGCUACGGAGCUGUUCCUAAUGGAUUUGUCUUUGAAGGAGGAACUCGGUGUGGUUUCUGGGCUGGUGUGUUUUUUUUAUCUUGCACGGAAGGAGAAAAGAUCAGCUUUCUCUUUGAUUGCAUUGUUCAUGGCAUCUCUCCAAUGAAAGGCCCUUUUGGUCUACGUCCAGUCCUGCCAGACCCCAGCAUAAAUCCUGCAUGCACAGAAGAGAGAGUGGCCCAUGAAGCUUUGCAGUUAGAGAAGCGACUCAGCCUUCUGUCCCAUACAAGUUAUCAUGGGAGUGCAGGUGAUGACAGAAGCUUAUCAAGUUCAUCUUCGGACACAAGCCAUUCUGAUGCUAGCAUUGGGAGCCGAUUGACUAUUUGGGCAGACCAGUCUUCAGCCAGUACUUCUCAAGAAAGUCAUGGAUUGCCUGCAGCAAAGGGAAUUCAUCUUGGGGAAGAGAAGGCCCAUUCAGAAGGUGUCCGCAGCAUCACCAAACCACCUCCUAAGCUUCUUCGAUCCAGACAACUGCAAGAAAUAGGCCGCCAAAGUUCUUCUGAUAGUGGGAUAGCUACUGGGAGUCAUUCUUCUUACUCAGGAAGUUUUUCCUCAUAUGCUGGGAGCCUGGACAUUUGCCGUGGUGAUGAAUUUGGAUCAUUGUUGAGUCUGCCGCUGAACCUCCCUUCAGACCAGAGUAUAUGCACUUGCCCACCAGGUGAUCACCUGAGGAGCCCUGGCCUGGAGUACCAGGUUCCCAGUUCCCUUAGACACGCCUAUGACACACCCAGGAGUUUGCUACAGGUAGCUGCUAAAGACACACAAAGUUCAAGUUCAGAUUCCUCAUUAUCCAAGGGUGAAUCGUCUCAAGAAAUUAGUGACCUCAAACUGCCAUUGCUACAUCUGGAAGAACAAGCUUCUCCUGAGCACAGAGGGGAAGGGGGCAUGCAAGCAGCUCUCCCCCAGGAACAUGCCAAAGACUCAUCGCUUGAGGCAAGCAUAGAUUUUGUUUCAAGGUGGUCACAUAUAAGACAACAAGCACAAUUGUUAGAUUCUAGAAGUACUGAUGUGGCAACAUUCGUUGGGGUCUCCAGCAGCCCAUGUGAACUGUGUAGCUCUCCUUCUGGGACAACUCGAGCUUUCUUUUCACCUUGCCCGGUCUGUGGAGGGCUAAAGGAAACGUCCAUUUUAUCAUCUGGAAUUUUACCAGCCAGCCCAGGUCCUAAAGGAAGCUAUGAAUUUAUGAUGCCACCUACAGAGUCUGGAGCACCACCUGAUCCUGAAGAAGCUGGGGCAGUUGGUUAUUCAGCAGACCUACCGAUGGCUGAUCGAUUGCAUGGUGAAAUGGCAACCUAUGUUAAUAUUCCUACCAGCCCCACAUCAAAGAAACAGCUUCAUUACAUGGAGCUGGAACUUCAGGAACCUAGUACAAGCAUAAGAGGGAGUGGAUCAACUAAAUAUGCCCAGAUUGACAUUACAGCGACAGAGACUGCUCAUAAAGUAGGGACACAACAUGCUCAGUUCAGAGAAGAGCGUCUGCAAGAGCUGGAACAGAAGAAGAAAGGCUCUUCAUAGCUGCCCCUAACAUAGUACUUGUAAAUGUUUCAUGAGUUUAUUAAUUUAACUAAACGCUGCCAUCGUUUUCAGAUUUGUACCAGAUUCAUUCCAAUCUAUUCAUUUCCAAUUGGAAAACUGGUAGCAUGGGGUGUGUGGGUUUGUGUGUAAAAACAUUGGUUGUACACAUGUAUGACAGAUCACUUACGUUGUAAUUUUUUUACUAUCUUAACAAAUCAGGUAUCAAAUACAAAUGAUUUUCAAACUGUGGCAUUUAAUUUAAAGACAUUUGAAUGUGUUGUGUGUUAACAAGGAUGUACAUGUAGCUAAGUAUACAUUAAAUAUUGGUCUAUACAGCAUGCGUAUUGACAAGAAUGCUGUGUUUUGUUAAGAGUUAAGGUAGCUUUUCAUGCUAUUUUUCAAAAGUCAAAGACAGAUUUCUCAUAAGAAUCACUGUUGGAGAACAGAUACAGCUUUAAAUUUCCAGCCUCUAUAUAUUUCUGGUUUUUGGCAACUCUUGAGUUGUAUAGGAAAUGUAAUUAUUAAUUAUAAUGAAGAAAUAAGAUAUUACCAAACAGUUUCUCUUUAAUAGUUGCAGCAGCAACACUAUUGCCAGUGCAGGCAAAGCCUAAUUGCAUGGCAAGUGAAGCUUUGCUCCACUUCCCAGGAAAAGAUACACAGGAAAAUAGGCUCACACACCUACUUGCUACUUGCCUGACCAAAGGCAGCUGCCACUCUACUGUCCCACUUUGUCCUGGCAGCAUCGUAAGGGACAACAGCAAGCCCACAUUCUGGCCUUUGAGCUGGUGCCUCAGUGCUGUAGCACACUAGCUCAGUUCUUAAACAAAAUCAUAACGGUAAGGCAAUGCUGAAAAGCAAAGCAACAGCCAAUCGCACCUUGAAUAAACCAAGUUGCAGUCCGUAAUUCACAGUAGAAAUUGCAGAAUUAAGGCACACCAGCUACGCUGAACAUUAUGGGUAGUCUUCAGUGGCAGCCAUGUGCUGAUGGAAGGAGUCUGUCAGAGGAAUGGACCAGGGGUGGGACCAGUGGCAGAUCUCCAAAAAUGCCACCUUGGACUCCUUUGGGAGAUAAAUAAUUUGAUAAAUAAAAAUUGCCUCCCUCCCCAUUCUGCUGGUGGAUUCCUAUCAUCUGUGGAUACACCACCUUUCUUCUUUGUUGGCUUGUUUAAUUGGACUUUUGAAAAAUAACAUUUAUGGCAACCUCAUCUCUUGAUAAAAUAGGUAUGCUGUCAAUGACUUCCUCUGGGGUUUUUGGGGUUUUUUUACAAGUUAACUUUUCUACUAAAGCAACACCCUGACUUUUUUUUUUUUAAUUAGAUUUAACUAAUAAAACUGGUAUCUCUGCCAUCUUCCCCUCUGUCAAAUCCAAUUUAUUAUUUACUCUACUGAAACAGGUUAAUAUAUUAUUCCUGUCCACAUUUCAUGAUUGUGCCACUUUCUUUGUUUAUCUCACUUUGUUUAUUUCAUGUAGUUUAGAGUUUGGUUCAACAUCCUAAGAAACUGUCACAUGAUUUUAUAGAAUAUUGUAAGGGAUAGUUUAUGCAGAAUCCAUGGCCCCUUUUGAAAAUAGAGAUUUGCAUUUUGAUUUCCCAAGUUUGCCUCAAAAGGUGGCUGAAACAAAAACUCGAUCACAGGGGUGCUUGAUCAUGACCUUUGGGUCAACAGUGUGGCUUCCCGUGUUGUUUCUAGAAGCUGCUUAUGCGCAAAUCCAUCUUCACCUAGAUGGACAUUUCUUGCCUUCAGUUUCUGUGGGCCCAAAUGAAGUAAGUGUGUCUAUCCUUUGUUUUCAUUUCAUUUCAUUUCAGUGUUUUAAUUUGUCCCAUUUUCUGAUUGAGAUCAUGUCUUACGUGUAUUUUCCCACUUAAUACAACUUUUCCACUGAAUACUUAAAAUAUGGAGGUGCUCUCAAGCAAAGAAGUUGCUAUUUUAGGAAAAGUGGCACUAAUACUACUGACACAAUUCAGAUAUUAGUGCAUUGCACUCUGGGCUUUAGCAACUAUAACAGUAUUCCAUAAACAGUAUAUUUAUUUACUCUUGCAAAUAAGUAGUCAAAAGAAUAUUUACCCGAAUUCAUAACAUUUAUUGCAAAUAUAGCUGCAGAUACUUAGAGAACAGUGUUCUAUCUAUUGGAAAGUCAGUAAUGUCACUGUACUUUGUAUUGAAGGAUUGGUCCAACUGAGCCUUUAAUUCUAUAAAUGUUUUUAUAUUCAACUGUAGUCUAAUACAAUUUACUAUUUAUAAUUUA
Podarcis muralis (Common wall lizard) is the source of this 4474-nucleotide messenger RNA. The record is from RefSeq and is a predicted model, not a curated record. NCBI's taxonomy places the organism in Eukaryota, Metazoa, Chordata, Lepidosauria, Squamata, Lacertidae.